AUGGAGAGUCAACCUCAAGAUGUGACAACAAGCCUUGUACAUGUGUUGAUUUUGUUUCAUGUCUAUUUUCUUUUGAGCUUUACUAAAAUAUUUCACUUAUUCUUGUCAAUAUCUAAACCUAAGCUGCAUCAACAAUACAAACAACAUACUUUUAGAUUACAGGCAGCUUCAGCUAUACUAAAUAUUUUUGACAGCAUCAUUUAAGUGUGUGUGGUUCCUAUUGCAAGUGCAGCUUUGGGUUUUGUAUCUUAUGUUACUAAAUUUAUUAGUCAUUGUUAAAUAUAUCGAACUGAUGUCCUGCUAAUUUCCAGAUACAGGAGAUUUGUAAGAUAUUUAGCUUAGCCCUCAAAUAGUUACGUAAAAUAUAGAUUACGUUGUCACUAGCUUAAAUUAUGCGCACUAACUUCUGGAGUAUAGCUUUGACAACAACAUUGAUGAGGGUAGGGCAUGCCCAACAAUCAUUAAUACGUAACUGCCUUGAGGAAGAUCAUUUUUCAUCUAUAUUUAUGUCAGGUAUUUUGAUGAUGAUCUCUGCAAAAUUGAAAACGUGUGUGUUCCAGUUUGUGUUUGUGGAUCAAAAUACUGGCCUUCUAGCUAUAAGCACCUCUGAAGAGCUAUUCAGAGAAAUCCA
This is a messenger RNA of Acanthoscelides obtectus, 631 nucleotides long. The record is from the annotation of a GenBank genome assembly. Lineage: Eukaryota; Metazoa; Arthropoda; Insecta; Coleoptera; Chrysomelidae.